Messenger RNA from Amoebophrya sp. A120, 2460 nucleotides. The record is from the annotation of a GenBank genome assembly. NCBI's taxonomy places the organism in Eukaryota, Dinophyceae, Syndiniales, Amoebophryaceae.
UGGCAAGAGGAGACACGAUUUUUGAAAGCAAAGUAGUGCUUUUCCCGACUGCGGUUCCGUGAUGAAGAUGAUUGCGCUUUUUCACAGGUCUCCACUGAUAGUUAUUCUUACAUCCCACUGAUAAUCAUACUAGCACAAAAUUGUCGGUAAGGAAAACAAGACAAUAGUACCAGCAAGCUAGAACUACAUUGACUGUUUCACUUCGCUAUCCGUUUUUCAACUAGUCGAUCGUAGCCAUUACACUAAGAGUUUUGAGAAAGGAUUUUUGUACGCACUUCUUCUCAGUAUAUCAAUGCGACGGGGUUUUUCACGUUAUCUUUGAAAAGUUUUUCGUAUAUUUCUUUGAGUGGUUAUUUGUAUGAAUUUCAUUCGAAUUUCGAGUUCAAUCUCAACUGAAUCUUAUAUAUUAUUUUUUCUUCUGCUGUUCAUCAUCAUGACGUUUACGGUCUAUGUUGGGGUCGGGGGAGCGGCCCACGAGCUGUCGAUCAACCAGGUAAAGGAGUUCUUUGAUCACCCCGAUGCGGCAUUGGCUGGCAAGCCAGUGACUGAGCCAGGAGAGGAAGAGAAAAAGGAAAGCAGCUCGGACAGCGGCGGUGCUGGCCUCGUCGCUGCUUGCAACACCAUGCUCUUCGACGUGAUGGCGAAGGUGUGUCCGCACGCGUACGGCUUUGCUGGGGUCGAGCUGGACAAAGAGACGGGUCUGCCGAAAAGCCGGAAGGAGCGGGUGGCGAUAGGGAUCUUCAUGGACUGGGUCAAGUUCGAGACGGAGGGGGAGAUCGUGACCGGGUCGGAGGUGGGUGGAAUGCUGCAGGAGUUCUUAAUAUCCAACGCGGAUGAUGUUGCCACUACGCAUGGGGAUAAGGCGGAAGCAUCGGGGGGAAAGGAGAUUAUCAAAAGCAAUGAAAGCGACAACUCUGGAGGCGACAGUGAAGUAGAUGAGCCGGCGAAAAAAAAGCAGAAGAGCCGGGAGUUCGCAGUGCGGAUCAUUUUCGACCUACCCGAGGACGCAUAUUUCCGGGCGCACGUGGUGGCGGGUCGGCCGUGGGACCCGGCACCCGUGCGCCUGGCGUGGUGGGUUAUUUUUGUGCAAUUUCCCUCACAGCCGAACAGCUACGCCACUGCAAACGUCGGGCAGCGCCGUCAUUUUGUGAAAGCCUUCCAACAGUUCCAGUCCGAGGCUUUGGAAAAGAUGGAGGAAGAGUGCGCGGGCAGCCACGCGCCCCGCUUCACAACGGCGGCCCUGAAGGGGUCAGCGCUGCGGAAGGAGCUCCUGGAGAUGGUUUUUGUCUUGGCAGGCAGACACGAGAUUCCGGCCCUUCUGGGUGUCGUGCUCAAGACGGGGAGAGACAGCAUCCUGGGAGUAACAAGACUGGCGGAUCUACUGCGGGAGGUCCUCGAGUUACUUUGGAAAGCCGGCUUCAGUGAGGCGGUCGGUUCAUUGUCAGACGAAGAAGUUAAGAAGCGGAAGGAGUUUGCCGUGCGUGUGGUGAAGAAAUGCUUGCGCGGGAAGCAGCCACCGACACUAUGCGCCUUCCAGGACGUGUUCUUCAAUGCGGAACUUUUGGUGUCGGUCCGCAAGAAGUUCUACACUGAAACUGAGCAACCUGGCGAUGCUUUCGUUGCGAUUUUGUUUCGCGGAAUCCUUUUCUUCGGACGCGUGCUGCUGGAACUAGAAGAGGCCACAGCGAUGCCCUUUACUAACAAAGCGAAGGGGGAAGUGCUCACAGGUGCAAUGGUGCUUUGGAGCUGGAGCAUGGCCGUAGGUAUGACGAACGUCGGGGACCAUCUAGAAAAAAUGGACGGCAUGAAACCAGCGCUCCACGUGUUGAUGAAGAAGCUACUGGAUUCUGGCGCCUCUGCCGAUGAGUCCUGCCCAGAAGGCAUCACCGCGGCGAUCCGCAGCUGGCAUGAGAAUCAUCCCCAGGUGGAUGACGAGUAUCAGGAAGAAGAGGAACAGGCGUACUUCAUUUUGGACCAGGCCUGUGAUUAUCCGCUCGCGCUAGCUGUUGUCUUGGGACGCAGGAGUUGGUGCACAUGGCUGUCAGACGCCGGCUUUAGCUGUGUGGCCAUGUUAGACGAAGACCUUAGACUGCUCAAGAAGCAUGGGGAUGGUGACUUGUUCCAAGAUUUUGUGCAAGCGCACCUGCCCGACAAGAUUUAUUUGACCGAUGAGGAGGAAGAGGACUCCGAAGACCUGGAAGAAUCCUCCGAAGACCUGGAUGAGCCCUCCGAAGACCUGGAAGAAUCCGCCGAAGACCUGGAAGACGAGGUUUCCGAAGACCCGGAAGAGGACGCCGAUGCGGACGAAGAAGCAGCGGGAGAUCUGGGAGAAGAAAACAAGCUUCAAUGAGUGAAUCAGAAUCACAUGGCUUCUUCAUUUAAUUUUAAAUGGUUUGGUUCCAGAAUUAGACUCGAAGUGAAGCCCACUGUUGAAUUUACGAAAAGACCCACGCCAGCGCC